ACCAAUUUUCUUUGAGUUGUAUUUUGGUGUUUGACCAGCAACCUUUUAGUUGUGAAAUAGUGGUCUGAAGUAGUUCGUCUUAAAAAACGAUUUUCUUCAGUCUUACUAUUAGGAGACUACUACCGUAAAUUUUAGGGAAAAUUUUCUUGCAAAGUUUUCGUUAAAGCAAUUCAAAGCAAAAAUGGCCGCUUUCGUAGAGCCGCAUUUUGAAGCCUGGCAGUCGGGUGGUGGCAACCUAACCGUUGUCGACAAAGUAGCACCAGAGAUCCUGCAUCUGGUGCACCCACACUGGAAUCAGUUCCCACCGAUGAACCCGCUAUGGCACUCGAUCCUCGGAUUCGCCAUCUUCGUACUGGGAAUGGUUUCGAUGCUCGGAAACGGUUGCGUGAUGUACAUCUUCACCAACACCAAAGCACUCCGCACCCCGUCCAAUUUACUGGUGGUCAAUUUGGCCUUCUCGGAUUUCUUCAUGAUGUUUACGAUGGGACCGCCGAUGGUUGUGAACUGCUACCAUGAGACCUGGUACUUCAGCGCAUUCGCCUGUGAGCUGUACGCUAUGUUUGGAUCUCUCUUCGGCUGCACAUCGAUCUGGACUAUGACUAUGAUUGCGUUCGACCGAUACAAUGUGAUCGUGAAAGGACUGUCGGCUAAGCCAAUGACCAACAACGGAGCUCUGUUGAGAAUCCUCGGAAUCUGGCUGUUCUCAUUGGUCUGGACUUUGGCUCCAAUGUUCGGAUGGAACCGAUAUGUCCCAGAAGGUAACAUGACCGCCUGCGGAACUGACUACCUGACCCGGGAUUGGCUAAGCCGCUCUUACAUUCUGGUCUAUGCCGUCUUCUGCUACUGGUUGCCUCUAUUCACCAUCAUCUACUCGUACUACUUCAUCCUGAAGGCCGUAUCCGCCCACGAGGCUCAGAUGCGAGAACAGGCAAAGAAGAUGAACGUCGCUUCCCUGCGAUCGUCCGAGGCCCAGCAGACCAGCGCUGAAAUUAAACUGGCCAAGGUUGCUCUGGUUACCAUCUCGCUGUGGUUCAUGGCAUGGACUCCAUACCUGGUCAUCAACUUCACCGGUGUCCUUGGCACUGCUAAGCUCAGCCCACUGGCCACCAUCUGGGGAUCACUGUUCGCCAAGGCCAACGCCGUCUACAAUCCAAUUGUUUACGGUAUCAGCCACCCGAAAUAUCGAGCAGCUCUGUACAAGACUUUCCCAUCGUUGUCCUGCCAGGAGGAUAACUCGUCUCACGCGAGUGCCGAUGCUCAAUCUACCACAUCUGGCGCCACCCAGGCUAGUGACGAAAAGGCCUAAGAUAUCGGCCCUUUCAGGAUGACGCAUUACAAACAAAGCCAGACAUGGUUUAAAAUAGUUAGAUAAUAAAGCAAAUUUUAAAGCAAGCAUCAAAGGAUAAA
Messenger RNA from Wyeomyia smithii (pitcher-plant mosquito), 1407 nucleotides. RefSeq names its product opsin-1-like. The record is from RefSeq and is a predicted model, not a curated record. Gene Ontology annotation, cellular component: membrane. Lineage: Eukaryota; Metazoa; Arthropoda; Insecta; Diptera; Culicidae. The transcript has a single exon. Bases 182 to 1306 code for a protein of 374 amino acids. Gene Ontology annotation, biological process: visual perception; phototransduction; G protein-coupled receptor signaling pathway. Gene Ontology annotation, molecular function: G protein-coupled receptor activity.